Messenger RNA from Bursaphelenchus okinawaensis, 2809 nucleotides. The record is from the annotation of a GenBank genome assembly. Lineage: Eukaryota; Metazoa; Nematoda; Chromadorea; Rhabditida; Aphelenchoididae.
AUGUACCCAUUUACCUUCACAAUAUGCCGUAAAGUAGUACUGCCGGCGGUAGGCUUGUACUUCUUAAUGGCAUUCGUAUUUUACUUUCACAAUUUGGGUACCAAUCCUCAACCACCCCCGGAUUGGGGGUUUGACAAGAAAAAGCCGAUCGAUGGACCAUUAGUAAUGAGAGACAAUAUCUUCGAAGAUGGCAAAGUAAUUGGAGGAGUGGUACUUUUGAACCCUAUGACAUUAGACAAGGGGGAUCCGCCUAUUAAAAAGCUAGAUUCUAAGCCGGUAGAGGAUCUAAAAGUCAAUGAGGAGUUUGUGAAGGUAAGGUGGAGGUAGGGGUAAAACUAGAGAUAAAGGUAGGGGGAGGGGGACAAAAGUAGGGGUAGAAUUAGAAGGUAAGGGUAUUAGUAGGGGUAGGGUUAAGCUACAUACCUAACGACUUCAUUUCAGAAGCUAAUAAAGAAGUCUAAAGACAUAAACCAAGCUCACGACCUAGUCCUAUUCACAAUGAUCAACGAUGCCUAUCUCAACUUAACGCUGAACUGGCUAUGUAACACUCAUUCUUUGCCUGGGGCUAAAAUUCACGAAAAGAUCAUUUUUGUUACAGUAGGAAACGAGACAUGCCAAAAAAUACAAAAAGAUUGGCCUAAAGUGGAGUGUUUGGAGAUGAAGGCAGAUACUGCUUAUGGCGCUGCAAUGGAUUGGGGUACUAAUGGUUACGCCAAGUUUUUGGAAGCUAGGCUUAAGUUGAUGCUUAGGUUAAUUGAGGUAAGUUAAUUUACAGAUUUAAGCCUAAGCCAACUAAGCCUAAGUCUACUAAGCCUAAGCCGACUAUGCCUAAGCCUACUAAGCCCAAGCCUACUAAGCCUAAGCCUACUAAAGCUACGACUACUAAGCCUAAGCCUACUAAGCCUAAGCCUACUAAGCCUAAGCCUACUAAGCCUAAGCCUACAAAGCCUAAGCCUACUAAGCAGCAUAAUCCCAUUAAUUCUAAAACUACUAAACCUGAAGAAACUAAGCCAAACUUUCAAAUCCUUUCAGGCCGACCUAAACCUAGUGAUAUUUGAAGCAGAUGCGGUUUGGUGGAAAAACCCGUUAAAAUUGUUCCACGAAGCCUUCAACGAAACCGAAACUGAUCUCACAAUUCCAGUAAAUUUCAAAGAGACGAAUGGACAAAAAUAUGCUUUCGAUCCAAUGUGUGUUAGGCCGACUUAUGAAACCAAAAAAGUUUUUAAAGAAAUUUUGAAAAAUCUGAAGAGCCAGAAGAAAUUAAUGGAUCAGGUAUGUACUCUUAAAGUAAUGUAUUGCUAGUUUAAGAGCUAUAUAUAAAGAAGUAGACCUGCUUUUGUCUGAGCCUAGGUCUACUCAGUACUCACAUAGUAAUCCUGAAUCCAAAACAAAACCUGAAGCUAAGCUUGAAUUAAGCCUGAGCUAACCUAGCAAAGCCUAGCCAUAGCCUAAGCAUAAGUCGAAGCCUAAGCGUAGUCUAAGCCCAGCCUAAGCCCAGCCUAAGCCCAGCCUAAGCUCAGCCUAAGCCCAGCCUAAGCCCAGCCUAAGCCCAGCCUAAGCCCAGCCUAAGCCCAGCCUAAGCCCAGCCUAAGCCCAGCCUAAGCCCAGCCUAAGCCCAGCCUAAGCCCAGCCUAAGCCCAGCCUAAGCCCAGUCUAAGCCCAGUCUAAGCCCAGCCUAAGCCCAGCCUAAGCCCAGCCUAAGCCCAGCCUAAGCCCAGCCUAAGCCCAGCCUAAGCCCAGCCUAAGCCCAGCCUAAGCCCAGCCUAAGCCCAGCCUAAGCCCAGCCUAAGCCCAGCCUAAGCCGAAGCCAAAAUUUAAACCUAAACCUAAGCUUCAGCCUAAGCCUAAGCCAAUAACCCUAAUAAUACCAUUAAAAAACCUAUGUGUUCCCCGCUACAGAGUUCAAAUGCCGUACCCUCGGUAAAAAGAAAAAAUAUCUGUAAUGUUAUCUAACAUAUUGUUACCUAAUAUAUAAUAUUAUGUAUAUAUUAAGAUAGCCUUAGAGAAAUUGCAAUAAAUCGUAUUGCGCAACGUUUUCUUAUGUAACUUUUUAGUGUUAUACAAUAUUUGCCUCGAUGUAAAACGACCCACAAAUUACUGCGAGUACAGCAUUAUAACUCAAUGUUUCUUCGGGGGAACGUUACCUCAUAAAUAAAAGUUAAUAUAGAAUGUAGGAAAGUUAGGUUUGUUACCAAAUUGCAGGCCUCAUAUGUCUAAACCUACUAGACUAAGCCAUUGCUUUGUUAUAAGCCUAAGGCAACUAGCCUAAGCAACGUACGUCUCAGCCUACUAAGCCUAAGCCAUAACCUCAUUAUAAGCCUAAAUUUACUAGCCUAAGCUUCGUAAGCCUCAGCCUAAUAAGCCUAAGCCAUAACCCUUUUGUAAGCCUAAAGCUAAUAGCCUAAACUUUUUAAGCCUAAGCUUAAUAAGCCUACGCCAUAACCUUAUUAUAAGCCUAAAACUUCUAGUUUAAGCUUCUUAAGCCUCAGUUUACUAAACCUAAGUCAUAACCUUAUUAUAAGCCUAAUUUAUCAUAAAAUUCCGAUUUUAGGACAUUCUGAACGCCAAAUGCACCUCAAAAGCCCUUCGUUGCAAAUCUUUCAAAUGGUCAGAUGUGGCAGAUGGAAAAUGGUUCAAAAUGAGCCAGAAAGAGCGCAAGAACUACAAACCCUAUAUAGUCAACAACAACUACUACAUUGGUGCCAAAAACAAAAUGAGCCGGCAAGCCUUGAACAAUGCCUGGUUUUUAAGUCCUAAGGGCAUUUGUAAUAGUUCUAAGACUAAAAAAGCACUUUUGAAGCAUAUAUAA